AUGAGUUUCCAAGACAAAGUGGUGCUGGUAACUGGUGGCAGCUCUGGUAUUGGAGCAGCCAUUGCCAUCAAGUUUGCUGAAGAAGGUGCUAAAGUGGCAAUAGUGGGAAGAAACCAAGAGAAACUGAAUGAUGUUGCGAAGAAAUGUGGUAAUCCUUUAGUGAUACAAGCUGACGUCACCAAAGAUGAAGACAUCAAAAGGAUUGUCAAUGAAACGGUAAAAAAUUUCGGUCAAAUUGAUGUAUUAGUUAACAAUGCUGGUAUUGUGCAAAUAGCAAGUAUCGAAGCGGAGAAUGCUAUAGAAGUGUUUGACAAAGUAAUGUCAACUAACUUGCGCUCAGUGGUAUAUUUGACCAAUCUUGCGGUCCCUCAUCUCAAGAAGACUAAAGGUAACAUAAUCAACAUAUCAAGUAUUGCCGGAAUUCGUGUGCUUUCUAAGGAAGGUUUCUGUUAUGAUACAUCGAAGGCAGGUCUGGAUCACUUCACUAGAUCUAUCGCACUCGAAUUAGCUUCUAGUGGCGUUCGUGUGAAUGUUAUCAACCCAGGUCCUGUUAAGACUGAUAUCAUGUCAAACAUGGGUACUCCUAAAGAGAUGGAAAAUGUUAUUUUGAAAAACAUGCAAGGGAUGACAGCUUUGGGAAGGAUUUCAGGGCCGAAGCCAUUACUGGUUCAUCAUUUGUGA
Molecule: messenger RNA, 681 nt
Organism: Spodoptera littoralis (African cotton leafworm)
Lineage: Eukaryota; Metazoa; Arthropoda; Insecta; Lepidoptera; Noctuidae
Source: the annotation of a GenBank genome assembly